CUGUCUGUGCUGUGCAAAAUUAAUUUCACUUGCACUUGCAGCAGAAAAUCGAAACCUAUUUUAUAUUUUACACACCAUUUUAGAUUUUAUCUUGUAGGCCCAGUCCAUAAAACCAUAGUCUUAUUAUGUAUAUUAAAUAGUUGCGUAUUGGUCAUACUAACAGUUAUUUUAACCAACUCUUAAAUCGUGAACCGGCAAGAGAGGAGAGGAGUCAAACUUGUUCGUGUUACCCUAGGCCAGGAGCAGUCGAGCAAAUAUGUACCGAGACAGAACAGGCAGUAGAGGUAUGGGCCGAGGUGGCUUCAGAGACAGGGGAAGGGGUAGCCCAAGAGGUGGUCGUGGAGGAACAUUUGGCAACAAUUCCUUCAAGAAUAAGCAGCCAGGCAGUCAGCUCCGAGCUCCUCGGUGGGACAACUUACCAUCCUUCCGCAAGGAUUUCUACACACCUCAUAGUAACGUCACUAACAGAUCAUUUAAUGAUGUGAUGUCUUUCCGAUCACGCAAUGAGAUGACCAUCAAGGGCAACAGUGUUCCUUAUCCUAUUGAGCAUUUUGAAGAAGGAAAUUUUCCUCCUUAUGUGAUGGAUAGUAUAAGGAGACAAGGAUUUUCCACCCCCACUCCUAUCCAGGCACAAGGCUGGCCUAUAGCCCUCAGCGGCAGUGAUAUGGUGGGGAUAGCCAAGACUGGCUCUGGGAAAACUUUGGCGUAUAUCCUGCCAGCCAUAGUACAUGUGAGUAACCAGCCGAGAGUGUCGCCAGGCGAGGGGCCUAUAGCCCUGGUGUUGGCUCCUACCAGAGAGCUGGCUCAGCAGAUACAGCAGGUGGUGGCUGAAUUUGCUGCUACGACGCCGGGACGGGCUCGCCACGCGGUGGUGUAUGGUGGGGCUCCCAAGGGGCCUCAGGCACACGCCCUAAUGCAAGGAGUGGAGGUGUUGAUAGCAACACCCGGCCGACUAAUAGACUUCUUGGAGCGAGGCCAGACCAACCUGCGACGAUGCACUUACCUGGUGUUGGACGAGGCUGACCGCAUGUUGGACAUGGGCUUUGAGCCACAGAUCAGGAAAAUCAUUGGACAAAUCAGGCCUGACAGACAGGUACUGAUGUGGUCUGCUACCUGGCCCAAGGAGGUGCAGGCCCUAGCUGAGGACUUCCUCAUGGAUUACAUACAACUGAACAUCGGCUCCCUCACUCUGGCUGCCAACCACAACAUUCUGCAGAUUGUAGACGUUUGCCAAGAGCAUGAGAAGGAGCAAAAAUUACGACGCCUGUUGCAAGACAUUGGAUCUGAAAAGGAGAACAAAACAAUAAUAUUUGUCGAGACCAAGCGGAAAGUGGAUGAUAUUACAAGAUGCAUCAGGAGAGAUGGCUGGUCAGCCUUAAGUAUUCAUGGAGAUAAAAAUCAGACUGAAAGAGAUCAUGUACUACAAGAGUUCCGAAGUGGUCGAGCUUCUAUUCUGGUUGCUACAGAUGUUGCUGCCCGUGGUCUAGAUGUGGAAGAUGUGAAGUUUGUGAUCAACUUUGACUAUCCGCAGUCGUCGGAAGACUAUAUCCACCGCAUCGGCCGCACCGGGCGGUCACACCAGACAGGCACAGCGUACGCGUUCUUCACCCCCAGCAACGCACGACAUGCCGGGGACCUGGUCAGUGUGUUAACAGAAGCCAAUCAAACCAUCAACCCCAAGUUGGCUGAGAUGGCUACGAUGGCUCGAAAUGGGCUACCCAAUAAGUUUGGAGGUGGAGGAAAUAAGUUUAGAGGUCAAGGAAACAGAGGAAAAGGCGGGGAUAUGCGAGGAGGAAGGGGAAGAGGAAACCUGGGACGUGGAGGAGUUGGAGGCGGUGGAGGUGGCGGAGGAAACUUUAACAGUUACAACAAUGUCCCGAGACAACAGUAUCCAAACUUCAACUUCAGCAGACCACCUCCCCCACCACCACCAUACUCCGGCCCUGCCUACUAGACUUUGUUUCUGCCUUGACUUAAAACUUUUGUUUUACCAAAGAAGUAGAGAUUGUCUGUGAUUUUCUAAUCGCUUCACUCAGUAUUUCUGUUUACUGAAAUUUCACUCUGUGAUGAAAAGUUUAGGUCAAGUUUCGGUGGAGUUUUUAAGACUUUCAUCAAAAGUGUUUGAUGUUCCUAGGGUUUACAGCACUGUUAAGUUUUCUAAUUUUUGUUUUGUGAUUUAAAUUUUAUGUGAUUUUGUUGUUAGUAGUAGUGUUAAAAUUAAUUUUUAUGAAAAAAUACAAAUUUUUCAUAAGAGAAAGUUUUUUUUUUGUUGGAUUUAUUUUUGGUUUUAUGUUGGGUUUUUUUCUACCAAGCGAUAGUGAGACAAUGUUCCUUUUAUUUUGUGAGAGAAUCUAAGAACCAAAGUAUGUUUUGAGUAUUGCAUACUCAGUAGUAUUGUGCUAAGUAUUAUAGUUAUUUAAUUGGUUUGUUUUUUUUUCCAUGAUCGCAAUAAUUUCCUUAUCUCUAUUAUGGUUAUUUACAUUUAUGACUGAAAAUCAGGGGUGUGCAAGUCGUGAAUUUCAUGAGUUGAGUCGAGUUUACAAAAAACUUGUUAGCAUUGAGCUUUGUCAAGUUAAGUUUUUCUAUUGUGAAGUGACAUUCAUGCUUCAAAAUAUUAAAAUAAAGCUUUCCAAAAUGAUGAAAUGGGCAGGCACUUCAUGGUAUAAAAAUCUAAAAUAAAACUUACGGAUCAAAUUUUUUUUAGACAAAUACAGUGCUCUGCUAUAAUACUUUAUUUUAAAUAGGGAUGGACGAGAUUGGAUUUUUAGUUCGAGACGAGACGAGACAAGAUUUUUUAUUUCUCAUAAAAUUUCGAGACGAGAUCGAGACGGGAUUUCCCUUCUCAUACACAACGGGAAAUGCACGUUCAAAAUUUUUACCUGAUUUUGUAACAUUGUUAGAUGACUGUUUAAAUACAAAAAUAAUGAUAAUAGGCAAGAAUAUUUACAACCUUUUAUUAAAAAGCAUCAGCAUAAAAUUUUUUUAUUAAUCACGCCUAACUUAUUAAAAAUUCCUAAGAUUAGGAAACAUAGUGAUAUCAGUUAGGAUAGAGUUCAACUUAUCCUAAAAUAAAAUAAAUCAUAAAAUAAAAGCAAUAUUAAUUUUUAUAAAAUAGUUACUUGUUUUGACUUUUUAUAGUAAUAACACAUUCCUCACUCUGCUUACACUUAACAAAACUUCUCAAAUGUUAUAAAAGUAAUAUUAUUGAAAUAAUUAAAAUAAUAUUUACAUUUAAAGAAUUAAUUAAAUAAGAACGCCUUUGCUAAAGGAAACGCAACUACAACACGCUCCUGUAUUGCGGGUAUUGCAUUGACUUUCUCUAGGCUUUUUUAAUUUUUUUUUUUUUAUUCUCGUCUCGAUAAAAAUCUCGGCCAAAAAGAAAUCUCGUCUCGUGUAACGAGAUGUAAAAUUUCCCAAAAAUUUCCCGAAAUUUCGAGACUUGACCAUCCCUAAUUUUAAACUUUCUCUACAAUUAGGCCACACUAAUGUUAUUUUCACCUUCUAAAACCUCAGUAGCCUUUGAGUAGUAAACUACACCCUUAAAAUAUAAUAAAGUAUUUUAUAUUAUUGAUUUAAUACAUCCGCUGAUUGUAGUGUAAUGUUUGUAAUAAGUGAUGCCUGAUUCGACUAUAGUACUUCUCAAUUAAUCAAUUGAUACGUACUUUCAAUACAUAUGCAAUUGUUUACAAUCAAAAUUUACAACUGAGUUGACAACAGCUGAUUUUUACUCCCUAGGGGCUAAAAACGAUAGGGAGUGAAAAAUGCUACUUCAUACCCACAACACAUGCAUUAAAAACGGCUGGUUUAUUUUAGUAUGACAAAAAAUAUAUUAAUUUGCGAUAGAGUAGAGAUCGUGCUUUGAUUCUGUCAUACAAAUAAGUAUAAAUCCUUUCAGCAAACUCGACUCUCACGAAUUUUCUUAAAAGUUUGAGUUGAGUACUGAAAUACUCCACAACUUGAGUAUUCAUGCACACCCCUAAUGGAAACUAAAGGAAAUUGUUGUUUCAAUGGCCCAGGUUUACACACUUAGUGACGUCCACUUAAACUAUCUCAGAUUAAGCUGAGUUCUGUUAACAGAAGUGAUAAUUUACAUCAACUUCUGAUAUGUAAACUUAGUUAUGUAAAAUGAAUGUACCAUUACUGUUAGGAGGUUUGAUUUGUAAAACGAUGGCUCUAUGAUUGUGAAAUGAGUCGAGAGAUCUGAAUGUUGUAUGAAAUGAAUAGACUCUCAAUGCCUUAGAUUGAGACUGUUGCAGUAAAGAAGAGGGAGAAAAAUUGAUUGCUGAGGCUGUGAUGAAAAGGAAGUAAUUUUAUUGUCAUAUCACUUAGUAAUACUAUUCAAUUAUUUUUAAGAAAGGUAUCCAAAAAAGUAAUGAAAGUAUCUCACAGGAUUGAUUGGUGUAUGGAACACCCUUCCUUGGAUAUACUAAAUUUGUUGAAAGUUCUAUUAAAUUUUUAAGAUUAAAGAAAAUGUUAUUGAGCGAUACCAAAUAUUUUGUGUGAUCUUUUUAAAAUGUGAUUUUUUAAUGUGAUACAUUUGGGCAUUUCUAAUUUUUACGGAGGGUUUUUAUUAUAACUGUGAAUUUUUUGAGCACUGCUAUGAACAUCAGGUGCAGGUACCCAAGGUGAAAUUUAGCUGGGGAUGAAACAGUAAAAAUCACAAAAACACAAUAAAAUAGAUAUUUUUGAAAGUCCUCGAACAUUUUAAUUGUAGAUAUAUUAUUAGUGGUUUAAUAAUUAUAUUAAUCACUUAUAUCACCACUACCUUCUAUAGUUGGUAUAAGUAUGUACAUUCUCACAAAUAUCUGUUGUAAAAAAUGGACCAUCAGUUAGUUAGGCUUAGGUUCGGGAACAGUGUGUACAACUCAACAUAAUGUUGAAUCGUUUUAUCUCAUUAGCUCAAUUUCACCGCAGGUAAACUUGCUCGCCAAAGGAGAAUUCAUGUAGGAAACGCCCAUGGUAUGGUUAUAAAAUGUGAUAACAUGUGUAGGAACUGAUUAAAGGACUGUGAUGUAGGAUAAAGAAUGGUUUUAAGGAUACAGAAUAGUCUAAAAGACAUGCAAAAUUUCUAAACUGUAAGAUAAACUUGUUAACAUAUUACACAAUUCUUUAUUUUUCAAAUGAUCUUGAAAGGCGUUAAAUCUGAAAGAACUUUGAAAUAUUUGUCUAUAAUUGUCUGAUAAUAAUUUAAGAUAUAAAUAAACCUUGCAAUCCAUUCUAAAUUGUUAAUAAUUUGAGACAUCUUAGUUACAUGUUGGUUUUUUGGGGUUUGGGUAUGUGGUAAAGAAAUUGAAUUGUUCUCUCUGUACUACUCUCUGUAUACUCUUUACUUUUAUUCCUGUAAAAAAAGCUCUCACUAUUCUAAACAAGGGAGCAUCCCAGUUUAAAUUCAGUACAAUUGGGUAGGUAAAUGGUUAACUUUUCAGUCACAUGUGUAAGUAAUCCGCCACUCAAUAAACUAACAAUAUAUUCAUCAGAUGUUACAAUUUCACCAAGACAGUGUCAAACCUAAGUGGCAAAAUAUAAAGUAAAUUUUACCAAGUAACAAGAUUGCAAAAAUAUCUGCUCAUUCUUGUAACUUGGAUAUCACUAGGAAUCAUGGAAAUACUGUAACUUUAAUUUAAGCUUAAUAUUAUUAGCCUUACUUUUACUUAUCAACCGGUGUUUUUUUUUCAUUUUGUAAUUUGAACAUUUAAUAAAAUGUUCUGCACACCAA
This is a messenger RNA of Macrosteles quadrilineatus (aster leafhopper), 5716 nucleotides long. RefSeq names its product probable ATP-dependent RNA helicase DDX5. NCBI's taxonomy places the organism in Eukaryota, Metazoa, Arthropoda, Insecta, Hemiptera, Cicadellidae. The record is from RefSeq and is a predicted model, not a curated record. The transcript is spliced from 12 exons. The coding region runs from base 257 to 1954 and encodes 565 amino acids. Gene Ontology annotation, cellular component: cytoplasm; ribonucleoprotein complex; nucleus. Gene Ontology annotation, molecular function: ATP binding; RNA helicase activity; RNA binding.